Messenger RNA from Erigeron canadensis, 810 nucleotides. RefSeq names its product SEED MATURATION PROTEIN 1. The record is from RefSeq and is a predicted model, not a curated record. The transcript has a single exon. Gene Ontology annotation, biological process: seed dormancy process. Lineage: Eukaryota; Viridiplantae; Streptophyta; Magnoliopsida; Asterales; Asteraceae. The coding region runs from base 415 to 720 and encodes 101 amino acids.
CUAUCUUAUGUGGAAAUAAAUACGAAUACUACCUUAGGGAAAUAAAUAUUUUGUCAUCAAGAAAGUAAAAUGGCCAAAACUGGUCAAUGGUACAAAAAUCUGAUUCGAGUCGACCGAUAUGAUGAUUAGGCCGUUACAUCUAAGUCCAAAAAAAAAUCACGAUAUCCGGAUAACUUAGUAAAGAGAAAAGCUUCCCAAUUAAACCAUCUUUUUGUAGGACAUGUCAAGAUUAAAACAAGCCACGUAUGCAUCCAACAACAAUGCCACAUAUUGACACAUGUCUCACUAACUAGAUGACAUAUACCACCACACCAAACUACAAAGUACCAAACUAGUCACUUUAAAAUUAUUUUAUCGCGCCGUUAUAUUUAACUCAAAAACUAGUCCUCUAAAUUCAACAACUCAAUAAUAAGAAUGGCUAAAAACAAAGGCGAUAUUAAAUAUGGAACAGCACAAGCAAAACUAUCAGAAGAUGAAUCGUUAAGAGUUGCAUACAAAGCAGGAACUCCCUUAGAAGCCGGCAAGAUUGCGGAUUCCGAACCCGUUGAUCUCUUCUCGGCCGCUAACAAAAUCUCUCAGGCUAACCAACAGCAAAACAAAGGUGUGAUUGCGGAAUCGGACCCUGUUGAUCUAUUUUCGGCUGCUCGACACGUUGCUGAUGCUAAACAUAAGGAUGAAAAAGACACCAUGGCCAACCGACAACCUCUCCCAACUGAUUAAGCAAUUUUAUGUUAUAAAGCCUAUGAGAUGAUAUGUACGUACAUGACAGUCUUUUGUCACACAUAAGUUUAAGUUUUACGUAGUUGCAUA